AUGCAGAAAAGCACCAGCUUCUCUCUUGCCUUGCCCAAGGGCGGUUACACAACGGGACCGCCCGCUCCAACACGGGCCGGGCGAGGAGGGCUCCCGUCGCGGCCGGCCGCACUCACCGCUGGUGGGAGGUCUCAGCCGCGGGCUGCAGCUGCCGGGGCGACACGAGGGGAUGCGGGGCCCCGGAGCGGGCGCAUCAUAGCCCCGGAGCGGCCGCCAGUCCAGGCCCGCCCCGUCCGGGGGGAGCCUCCAGGCCGCUCCGCCGCCGCCAGGCCCCGCCCCGCCCCACGGCCCGGCCUGGCCCGGCUCCCCCCGCUCCGCGCCCCCGCCGCUCGCUGGACCCCGGUUCCCGUCGGCCCGCUCCGGCUCCCGCGGCGCUCCGGGCCCUCGGCUGCCUACGCCAGACUGAGCCAGCCGAGCCCCGAACUCGGCCCAGCCCCGGAACAGCCGAGCGCCGAGGCAUUGAACCAGGGUCACGUGACGGCUCGGCCCAGCGCCAUCACGGUUACCGAGGCGGAAGCGAGGCGCCGUCGCGGUCCCAUUGGCUACUGGGAAAUGGGCGGGCGGAAACCUCCCCGCUCCGAGACGCAAGCGGCUUUGGGCGAGGGCGCUGGGGCGGACCCUUGCGGGCUUCCGUCCCUUCCUGCCGCCGCGCUGGGCCUGACAGCGCGGCGCGGAGCCCAGAGCCCCGCCCCUCAGCCUGGCCGUGUUGCCAUGGGAACGUGGCCCCUGCGCGGCCCUCCGGCUCCCGCAGGCCCCGGAGCAAAGCCAGGGAACCGCGGCCGGAGCCCGGCUCUGGGCUGCGCUGCUCCCUCAGCUCAGCGCGCGGCUGUGGCGUGGGGCGGAGCCCGGGUUCCUGGUGUUUCCUCACCUCCCAUCGCUCCGGGCCCGCGAGAGGCGCCGCCACGGAAUACAAUGAAGGGAGAGAGAAAAGGGUCCUGAUUGUCAGGGUCUCCGGAUGGGCAUCACUUGGCAGGAAAUUCACUUAAAAGCCUGGCCAGGAUCAUGCUCAUGCCUUGAAGUUAACAGGGUUAGUUCUCACUCUUCUCAUUGUGAUUUCAGUGGGUUUUGAAUCUGGUUCUUAGGCCUUGAAUAUGCUAGAAAGAGUUUGCUGGUCUAAAUAUCACAGUAUAACUAUCCCCAUCUCCUUCUCUCUCUCCUCGUAGUGUACACCCAUUUUGUACUGACAAAAGAAUGCUUUUGCCAGUGUAGCUUAUUCUCUAUGUGACACUGGCAAACCAAGGGCCGGCUCUUGCCAAGGCUUUAGGCCUCAGCUGAGCACUGACAAAUUGCUUGUUGGACAGUCUGUUUCGCCUGUGGAUUAGCACAGGUAAGGUGGGUAUUGGAUUUAUAACAAUGUGUGUAGACUUUAUGAAAUGCUUGUAAGUGUCUGUAUGCAUUAAUCUCCCUUAAAUAUCUUUAUCACAUGCUGUAAGGUAAUAUUUAAGUUUUUGCUUUAUAACUGUAAAAAAUGUUUGUUCUGAAACUGUGAACCUGUCAGGAGGGACCACCUCCUGCUCAUCAAGAAGGCUACCAAAACCGAAUGAGCCACGGCGAGACAAGGAGCAUCAUGCUACAGUGCAGUGGUUGGGGUACUCAGUUAGGUUGUGGGCCAGUCUGGUUCAGUCCCUCUUCUGUUUGAUGAGAAGGGAUUUGAGCAGUGAUCGCCUGCCUCUCAAGUGGGUGUCCUAACUAUGGGGCUAUGAAUUAUUCUAAUGUGGGGCUGCCUUGGUCUUGCCUCCGGAAGCCGUUCCACUUUAAUUAACUAGUAACAGCCGAAGCAGAAGUCAAGUGUAAGAAGCCCUCAAUGAUAGAGGGGUUUGGGUACUAACCUGGGCUGUUGGAGGCUGUGGGUCAGUUCCUCCUGCUCUGAGGCAGGGAGUUGAGUGAUCUUUUUCUCUUGAAAUUGAUUUAAUUAACUAUUAACUGGGCCGAGCCUAGUCUGAGAAGCCCUGUAUGGUACAGGGGCUAGAGUACUCUACUGGGGGGGGUGGGAGAUCCUGGUUCAAUUCCUCCCUCUGCCUUGUGAGGAAAUACCCUUUCUCUUGAAGCUGUUCCACUUUAAUUAAACUAUGAAUUGGGCCAAAGGACAUCUCCCAAAAGAGCUGCCUUCUGUGGUGUAGUGGUUGGGGCUCUCGCAUGAAAUGUUAGAGACCCUGGUUCAAUCCUUGCUGUGGGCAAGGGGUUUACAACACAUAUCAGCUGCCUCGGGGGCUGUUUUAUUUAAAUAUUCCUUGAGCUACAUUAAAAAAGCGAAUCACUCUUUUGUCCCCUGCGGCUAGGCUACCCACCCGGGCAGUGGGAGACCCCGGGUCCAACCCCUCCUCUACAAGGGGUUGAACCAAGGCUCUCCCACCUCCCAGGGACCCUCCCGCCUCCCAGCCCAACUCCCACCCCCCACCUGGCCCCUCAGCCACCACCCCUCCCUCCUCCCAGGCCCACCCACCACGCCUAUGAAGUGAGCGAUCUCUGUUCAAACCCCCUUCUGUUUCCAGAAAGACAAGGGCCUCUGCAAGCGCAAGGGGACCUAAACAGGAACCUCCCACUUCCCUCCUGGGAGGCAGGUCAGCCUUCUCCAAAUCCUUUUGAAACAGCUAGAGGAAGGAUUAUGAACCAGCAUCUCCCACUGCCAAGGCAAGCAACCGAACCACUGGACUAUAGAGUGACCCUAGUUCAGGGAGUGGCCUGAUUCCUAGUUAAUUAAAGUGGACCAGCUUCAAGAGGCAAGAGCUGAAAUCCCUUCUCCUCAGAAAGCAGGAGUGGGAUUUGAACCAGGUUCUCCAACGUCCUAGGUGGGGCCCAAACCACCAGGCUAUUCAGGGCUUCAUAGUGGGGCGUUUUGAUUUGACCAUUUAAUAGUUAAUUAAAGUGGACAGGCAUCAAGAGGAGAAGCAAUUUCUACUCAACUCUCUUCUCAAUCCAAUAGGGAAAUUGAACCUGCAGCUCCAGCACCACAGGCUCAUACCUGAGCCACCAGGUUAUGCAGUGGGUGGUAUGGGUAAGGCUUGUUUUGGCCCAGUUAAUAGUUAAAUAAAGGGGACAAGUGUCAAGGCAACUUUUACUUACCUCUUUUCUCAAUCCAAGGUGGGGAACUGAACCAGCAUCUCCAGCACCCCAGGCUAGAAACUGAACCACCAGGCUAUACAGGGACCGUUAUGAAAAAGAUUUGAUUUGGCCUGAUUAAUAGUUAAUUAAAGUGAACCAGCAUCAAGAGGAAAGCAGCCUGCUGCUUAAAUCCUUUCUUCUCAUCAAGCACAGACAGGGAAUGGUGCUGCCGCCCCCACCAACCCAGACAGGCAUACUGACCAGCAGGCUACAUAGCACUGCUUACAGAACAACUUUGAUGUGGACCAUUUUAUAGUUCAUUAAACUAUUACACACUUCAAGAGAAAAAAGCAAUGCAGUGUCUACUCAGCUCCCUUUUCAGGGUAAGGGGGGGCCUCAACCUGCUCCUUUAGCACCCCAAGCCAGUACCUAAACCACCAGGCUAAGCACAGGGUGGUAUGGCUGAGUCUUGCUUUGCCUCAAUUAAAAGUUAAUUAAAGUGGAACAGCUUCAAGAGAAGAGAAGCUCCCUCUUCAAACCUAUUCUUAACAGGUUGAGAGAGGUGUUGGAGUAGGUUCUUGCACUUUUGAGGUCAGCAGCCAAACCAGCAGCCUAUCAAGCAAUUCUGAGCCUUUUACUGGCCCAAUUCAUAAUUCAUUAAAGUGGACCAGUUUCAAGAAGAUGGGCACUCCCUGUUGAAAGCCCUUCUCCUCAGCAAGAAGAGGUGGCACUUGAACCAGGGUGUCCAACUGCCCAGCAGUACUAUCCUAAUUACCAUUCUGUAGCAGGCUUCUUUUGCUUUGCUAUUACUUCACACAAUUCAUACAAUUAAAGUGGAACUGCUUCAAGAAGAGCAGCCCACACCAGACUACACUUUAGCUCAGCAUUAAGGCACUCACUUGAGAGAUGCCAGACCCCCUGUCAAGCAGAUGGGGAAAGUGACCCAUGGUCUCCCACAUCAGGACCCUAAUCACUGGGCUAGGGGGCAGACAACAGGAUUCAGCCGCCUUCCCCCAGCUGGUUUUGUAUGGUGUUGGGGUGUCUAUGGGUGUGAGAGAGGCACUGUGGAUCUCCCUUUCCUCUGUACACCUGUGUGUGUGUGUGUGUGGAAAGAAGAGCUCUAAACUGCUUCUCUGUUCACUUCUCUGGAUGCUCAGCUGCUGUGUUCAGCCAUCUUUUCCCCAUGCCACUUAAACCUGAAGUGGAGUCACAUAUACUGACAGCAUAAGGCCGAAUGUCCAUUCCCAGCUCCAUAGCCAUGCGAGGAAUGGGAAUGCAUCUCUUCUUUUGGCCGACCCCAAUUUUGAAAUCGAAUUCAUCUACCCCAAGAAUAGAGCAAUAUUUUGGGCACAUCAGUGCAACCUGAAUCCAAGCUCCACAUUAGCAUCCUGUUUGCUUUGCAUGAGCAACAUGCAAGAACAUGAGUGAAUCUGCUUGCUUGUGAUCUGCUUUGAAUUCUGGUAUUGCAAUAGGGGUGCCAGGCCCUACUCUCACUGCUCGUGCGAUGUUGUGAAACUCACCGGCAAGGUGACAAGUUCUGCUUACACAUCACGGUCCAGUCAUUGAGGAGACUGUUUGCAAUGUUAGAUUUAUUCUUUGGCUGUGAAUUCUUCAGAUUAAAUCCCACCCUUAUGCAGACAUACCCUAUCAUUUCAGUUACAUCCGCUGGCUCCAGUACCAACACACCGUAUCAAAGGCAAAGCCACUAGGCCAAAGUAUUGUGUCUUUGCGCCAGGCUCUGCCCAGUCUCUUCCCACACUGUUGCCUGGAGCUUAUUGGCAAAGGCUUAGGUCUGUGCCACACUAGAGACGGUAUCUUGGGCUAACUGUCAGUUGGGCUGUAAUUAUUUUACCCCUGGAGUUACACUGGGUUGAGCCCUAGUGUGGAUGCAAGUCUAUCAGGCCUAAGGUGUUGGCUAGCCACACAGCUUGUUUUGCUUCCCAAACCAGACUAAACGUUCAUACCGGUAUCGCUGCAGCCACACUGGGCUUGGGGGAAGAGCUUACGGAGCUGAGCGUUGCCUCGUUAACUGCACUGGCCUAGUUAAAGUGGCCCCACUUUCAAGUGUAGACAAGCGCUUAACUGAGCUGAUUUUCACCACGGUGCCCAUCACAUUAGGAAGCAGAAGUCUUGUGAUUUGUUUUCGGCGGGUGAUGGUUUGCAGCGGGGCAAUAACCCAAACAAUGGAAUUUUUUACAGCCCUUUUCCCCCCUGUGAAGAAGGAAAGUUUGGUGCAGUCUUAUCUGUGGUGUUGCUGCUCCCCACCAUGACAGUGCUGUGCCACACCAGAGUUGGGGGAUGAGCUAGCAGUGUGUGUUGUGGUCAAGGGUUCCUCACCUAGGGCCCUCCAAUAAGUAGAUGUUAAUAAGCAACGUACGCUAAAAUCCACCCAUAUAGGGAGUUUGGCUUGAAACCUGCGAUAGUAUAACAAGGAAACGGGUAGACUGUAGAGGCCACGGAGCUGGGGGGUGGCCACCCACGAUCAGCCACUUUUAACCAUGUGUUGGGGUUGCCACCUAGACCUGGCUGGGCUGGUUUUUCUGCUGCCUUGCUGGUUGCACUAUACCCCUUGUUAAACACUGGCACAUUGCAACUGGAAGCUGUGGGUGUGCACAGCAGCACUGGGGAGUCGUACAGCAAUCUCCCUACUCUGGCACACAGGCCACGUGGCCAGGAGCAUUGGCAGCAUGGCACCCGGGGCCCACUUUAAGUGCUGGGCCCUCAAGGUGCCAAAACUGCAGCAACUGCGGUUCCUGCUCCUCUUGGCACUAGGAUCUUGGCAUCAGGCUGACCGGGCCCAAGACUCAGCAGC
Dermochelys coriacea (leatherback sea turtle) is the source of this 5854-nucleotide messenger RNA. Its product is annotated as transcription initiation factor TFIID subunit 4-like. NCBI's taxonomy places the organism in Eukaryota, Metazoa, Chordata, Testudines, Dermochelyidae. The record is from RefSeq and is a predicted model, not a curated record. The transcript is spliced from 4 exons. The coding region runs from base 1 to 939 and encodes 312 amino acids.